This is a messenger RNA of Hyla sarda, 6455 nucleotides long. It is a transcript of the gene KAT2A, whose product is annotated as lysine acetyltransferase 2A. The record is from RefSeq and is a predicted model, not a curated record. The transcript has 18 exons. Gene Ontology annotation, biological process: chromatin remodeling; positive regulation of transcription by RNA polymerase II. Lineage: Eukaryota; Metazoa; Chordata; Amphibia; Anura; Hylidae. Gene Ontology annotation, cellular component: histone acetyltransferase complex; nucleus. Gene Ontology annotation, molecular function: protein binding; histone H3 acetyltransferase activity. The coding region runs from base 27 to 2444 and encodes 805 amino acids.
UAGAGCACGCGGCGCACAUCAUUGCUAUGGCUGAGCUGGUCCAGGCCUCGCAGUCCCGGAGCGCCGUGCAGUCUCCAGCUGCGACCGGACAGAGCGGGACCUCGGCGGCGGCGGCAGCAGCAGCAGCGGCUGGGAGCAGCACCGGCAGCAGCGACCCGGCCCGUCCCGGGCUCAGCCAGCAGCAGAGGGCCAGUCAGAGGAAGGCGCAGGUCAGGGCCCUCCCCCGGGCCAAGAAGCUCGAGAAGCUCGGAGUGUUCUCUGCUUGUAAGGCUAAUGACUUGUGUAAAUGCAAUGGAUGGAAGAACCCCAACCCCCAGACUGCGCCCAGAAUGGACCUUCAGCAGCCGGCCGCCAGCCUGAGCGAGCCCUGCCGCAGCUGCAGCCACUCACUGGCCGACCACGUGUCCCAUUUAGAAAAUGUAUCCGAAGAUGAGAUUAACCGCCUGCUGGGUAUGGUGGUGGACGUGGAGAACCUCUUCAUGUCGGUCCAUAAGGAGGAGGACACCGACACCAAGCAAGUUUACUUUUACCUGUUUAAGCUUCUUAGAAAGUGCAUCCUGCAGAUGAACCGGCCGGUGGUUGAAGGAUCUCUAGGUAGUCCGCCAUUUGAAAAGCCAAAUAUCGAGCAGGGGGUGCUGAAUUUCGUGCAGUACAAGUUCAGCCACCUGCAGCCAAAGGAGCGGCAGACGAUGUACGAACUCUCCAAAAUGUUUCUCCUUUGCCUGAAUUAUUGGAAGCUGGAGACUCCGUCGCAGUUCCGGCAGAGGUCGCAAAGCGAGGAUGUGGCGACGUAUAAGGUUAAUUACACACGGUGGCUGUGUUACUGUCACGUGCCGCAGAGUUGCGACAGCCUGCCGCGUUACGAGACGACGCACGUGUUCGGGAGAAGCCUGCUCCGCUCUAUCUUCACGGUGACGCGCAGGCAGCUGCUAGAGAAGUUCAGGGUGGAGAAGGACAAACUGGUUCCAGAGAAGAGGACGCUUAUACUGACGCACUUUCCCAAAUUCCUUUCCAUGUUGGAAGAAGAGAUAUACGGUGAAAAUUCUCCUAUCUGGGAAUCCGAUUUCACCGUCUCGAACACAGAAGGUCCUCAGCUGGUGUCUCGUCCAGCUGCUGUGAAUACUGCUGCCGCACCCAGUGCACCGCUAUUUAGCAACAGCCUGAACAACAGCUCCUCCCUGACGACCAAUGGAGAUGCCGGGAGCUCAGAAGCCAUGCCAGGAGAAAAAAGGAAGCUGUCUGACAGCCUGACCCUGGAGGACGCGAAAAGAAUCCGCGUGAUGGGCGACAUUCCUAUGGAGCUGGUGAAUGAAGUGAUGCUAACCAUCACCGAUCCCGCCGCCAUGCUGGGCCCAGAUACGAGCUUACUGUCUGCGAACGCUGCCCGGGAUGAGACCGCCCGCCUGGAGGAACGCAGAGGCAUCAUAGAGUUCCAUGUCAUCGGAAACUCUCUGUCCCAGAAGUCAAACAAGAAGAUCCUGAUGUGGCUGGUGGGGCUGCAGAACGUCUUCUCCCAUCAGCUGCCCCGGAUGCCCAAGGAAUACAUCACCCGGCUGGUGUUUGACCCGAAGCACAAAACCCUGGCUCUUAUUAAAGAUGGCCGCGUUAUUGGGGGCAUCUGCUUCCGAAUGUUCCCCACCCAAGGGUUCACGGAGAUCGUGUUUUGUGCGGUGACGUCUAAUGAACAGGUCAAGGGCUACGGGACCCAUCUAAUGAACCAUCUGAAGGAAUAUCACAUCAAGCACAACAUCCUGUACUUCCUCACGUAUGCAGAUGAGUACGCCAUUGGCUAUUUCAAGAAGCAGGGGUUUUCGAAAGAUAUCAAGGUUCCGAAGAGUCGAUACCUGGGUUACAUCAAGGAUUACGAAGGGGCCACUCUGAUGGAGUGCGAGCUCAAUCCUCGUAUUCCCUACACUGAGCUCUCGCAUAUCAUCAAGAAACAAAAAGAGAUCAUUAAGAAACUUAUUGAGCGCAGACAAGCUCAGAUCCGCAAAGUGUAUCCCGGGCUCACGUGCUUCAAAGAAGGAGUGCGGCAGAUCCCCGUGGAGUGCAUACCAGGCAUACGGGAAACUGGGUGGAAACCAUCUUGCAAAGAAAAAGGGAAGGAAAUUAAAGACCCAGACCAGCUGUACAACGUCUUGAAGAACUUGCUAGCGCAGAUCAAGACGCACCCAAGUGCUUGGCCUUUCAUGGAACCUGUUAAGAAAUCUGAAGCUCCAGAUUACUAUGAAGUCAUCCGAUUCCCCAUAGACCUGAAGACCAUGACAGAACGGCUGAAGAACCGAUAUUACGUGACCAAGAAGAUCUUCAUCGCCGACCUGCAGAGGAUAAUCACCAAUUGCCGGGAGUACAACCCCCCGGACAGCGACUACUGCAAGUGCGCCAACACGCUGGAGAAGUUCUUCUACUUCAAGCUGAAGGAGGGAGGCCUGAUAGAUAAGUAGCCGUCCUGGGAAUUCACAACCCCCUUACGUCAACUUAUUCCAUUCCAACUUCCGGGAACUCUGAAAACCUCUGCGGCGAGAUUGCCUUACAAAAUGCGCAAAACUGUCCCCGUCGGUGUAAAGUUUACCGCUCUCUACGACUGGUUAAGAGCUCCUGCACCACGAAAGGGAGAAGAAACAGCACUGGCAAGGACGAGGUUUCAAAGCCUUCCUUCUUAACCCCUUAACGACCACAGAUGUAUAUUUACAGCGUGCUUCGUAUCUGCGGGGGUCACUGUUGCUAUCAGCGACUGGGACCCGUGGCUAAUACCGGACAUCGACGAUCAGGUUGAUGUCUGGUAUUAACCUUUUAGACGCCGUGACCAAAGUUGAUUUUGGCAUCUAAGAGUAGAAUAUGCUGCCGGUUAGCUCAGCGGAGCUGUUCGGGCCCGCCGUGGUGGAAUCGCGGCAUCCCGAACAGCUGAGAGGACAGCGGGAGGCUCCCUACCGGGCUCUGUGCUGUCCGAUCGGCCUUUGAUUGCUCCAAGCCUGAGAUCCAGGCUUGAGCAAUCGAGCGCAGAUAAUUGAUCAAUGCUAUGGCAAUGCAUUGACCAGUGCCUGCAGUCAGUGUAAUGGAUGUUAUAGUCCCCUAUGGGGGCUAUAACAUUGCAAAAAAAAAGUGUAAAAAAAAAAAAAAAAAAAAAAAAAAAUAAAAGUCAGAAUCACCUCCUUUUCCCAUAAAAAAAAAAGUGUAAAAAAAUAUAUAUAUAAACAUGUGGUGUCGCUGCGUGUGUAAAUGUCCGAACUAUAAAACUAUAUUGUUAAUUAAACCGCACGGUCAAUGGCCAAAAAAUUCCAAAGUCCAAAAUAGCGUAUUUUUGAUAACUUUUUAUACCAUAAAAAAAUGAAUAAAAAGCGAUCAAAAAGUCAGAUCAAAACAAAAAUGGUACCGAUAAAACCUUCAGAUCACGGCGCAGAAAAUUACCAUCAUAUCUGAAAAAUAAGAAAGUUAUAGGGGUCAGAAGAUAAAUUUUCCUGUUUGUAGUUAUAAUUUUAUUCAGAAAUACGACAAAAUCCAACCUAAUGUAAGUAGGGAAUCAUUUUAAUCGUAUGGACCUACAGAAUAAAGUACUGCAUAGAAACUGAAGCCCCCAAAAGUUACAAAAUUUAGUUUUUUCUUACAUUUUGUCGCACAAUUAUAUAUUUUUUUUCCCCGUUUUGCCGUAGAUUUUUGGUUAAAAUGACUGACGUCAUUACAAUGUAGAAAUGGUGGCGCAAAAAAAAGCCAUCAUAUGGAUUUUUAGGUGCAAAAUUAAAAGGGUUAUGAUUUUUAAAAUGUAAGGAGGAAAAAACAAAAGUGGAAAAAUGCUUGGUCCUUAAGGGGUUAAAAAUCUCUGCACUUUUGGGGGCUGCGUCACUUUAUUUUACAUUUUUUUUUUGCUUACCGCAAGUGUUUACGGGACUAAAGGAGCGUCUGUUCAUUCCACAAGAUCCUUAAGGACGUGAUGAAAUCUCCAAAAAUAAUUUAUUAGGAAUCAUGCUUACGAAUAAUACAGACCAUGUCCAAUUUUUUAUUUUAUUUUUAUUUUGUUUGUGUGGUUUUUAUCUUCUGAAUUGUGGAUGUUACAUUGGUAACAAAUGGCAUGUGCUAAAGGUUUACAUCAGGGUUUCCCAACCAGGGUGCCUCCAGCUGUUGUAAAUUACAACUCCCACCAUGCCCAGUUAACAGCUUGUCCGCCUCCACCAGAGGAUGUACACUGUCCCUAAAAGGUACAUCAAGGUUUCCUUUUCAUCUCAUCUGCCUUCGGCUGUUCGGGCAUGCUGGGAGGUGUAGUUUUGCACAGCUGGAGGCACCCUGGUUGGGAAGCACUGGUUUACAGAGAGAUCUGUAUGGUUCACAUUGCACCAGGGGUCGUCCUGCAGUCAGAGGUUUGUAAAGAUGUCCAAAGUGGUUUUAUACUAUUAUGGAGAUUGAAAAUGUCUUUUGUCAUAUAGGUUGUCUGGUUAAAGGGGUACUCUGAGGAACACAUUCCCUAUUCUCUUCAUAGGGAAUAGGUUAAGUGUCUGAUUGCAGGGGAACCCCCCCCCCCCCCCUUCCCCCAGCGAUCUCCUGUACGGAGCUCACGGAGUGCUCCGGCCCCCACACUAAGAGCUGCGCUUGUUCGAUAGCCCGGUCAGCCAGUGAUUCGCUGAGGAGGCUGUCCCAUGAGAUUUUUUGAUCCGACCCGCCCCCCCCCCCCCCUCCCCAGGACAGACAUUGGUGUUAGUGAGCCAGGGUUGUGGUUUAUUGCUGCUCUAUGUUUCACGCACAAUUUUUUUGUAUUUUAUGUGUUAGCUCAAACUUUCAGUGUUACAGGUCAGAACUAAUGAAAUCCAGAUGCAGAAACUCUGCUUCUUCCAUAUUGGCAGCGCGAUUAUACGUGGUGUUUUACCUUCAGCUUUGGGACCUCCACUGAUCUCAGGGACGGAGAAGGCGGCCUCCUGUCUACCGAGUGAAUGUAGAAUAAUGCGCAUACUAUAGAACUUAUAAACAUUGGUGGAAGUUCCAUAGAUCUGUGGUCCCCAACUCAACCCCCAUCAACACAUUCUGGGUUUUGUUACUUCAUUAGAGUAGAAAAGGAAAAAAUCCCAAUCCUGGACUGUUAGUGGGGAUGGAGGCCUGAAUUGAGGACCUCUGCUACAGAAUAGUGGUCUCUAAACUGGAACUCCAGCUGUUAUCAAACUACAACUCCCAGCAUGCCAGGACAACCAAAGGCUGCUGAGAUGAGGGAAGCCUUGAUUUACCUAUUAGACAGUGUGGAUCCUCUGGAGCAUUCAGACAGGCCUUUGGCUGUCCGAGCAAGUUAGGAGUUGUAGUUUUGCAACAGCAGGAGGCACCCUGCUUAGGAAACCAUGCGCUAUCAUAGAGGUCUCCAACCCCCACCAACAUCCCAGGUUUUUUCAGUUACUCCAUUGGAAUGGAACAGGGUAAGGUUGCUAUCCUGGACUUUUGAUGGAGGCUUGAGGACUGGGUUGGAAACCUCUGCUGUAGCUAGGGAAUGGAGCAGUGGCCGAGCAGGCACAAUGGCUCGCCAUACACUCAGAGGACAGUUGACCUCCGAUCUUCUGAUCAAUAAGGUUGGACCCCCACCAAUAGUUCCUGUUAAAUAAAAAUAAAAUCUGGAAAGUCCACAGUUUAGACGGAAGGUUUUAUCGUCGUCCUACAUCCUGGGCAAACAACCAGUUAUGGACUACAAACAAAACUACAACUUCCAGCGUGCCUAGACAGCCAAAUGCUGCUGAGAUGAGAGGGAAAGCUUGAUUUACCUUUCAGGGACAGUAUGGAUCCUCUGGAGGAGGCAGACAGGCCUUUGGCUGUCUGAACAUACAGGGAGUUGUAGUUUUUCAACAGCUGGAGGCACACUGGUUGGGAAACACUGAUCUAUAGAGUGAAAUAGGGUGGCUGAGGAGUGAAGCUUAGUCCUGAGACCUGUUGGGAGUAAUAUGUGGAUGAAGUGCAUGGCAGUGCUCUUCACUCCCCGGCUGUUAAUCAAAUCUGACUUAUUCUUUGCAUUAGGCCAGUGUUUCCCAACCAGGGUGCCUCCAGCUGUUUGAAAAACUAUAACACCUAGCAUUAGGCUUGGAGGGAAAGGGUCAGGCCGGGCAGCCAAGGAGUGAAGAGCUCUGCUGCGCACUUCACCCGUCCUAUUUCUCACGAUCGCAGAGGAUCUCGGGACGGAUCCCGGCGUGAUCUAAACUUUCACAUGUCAGGCUAAAAUUCCUUAGUAUGCAGGUCCCCUAUAUGAUGCAGAUUUAUGCUGUAUAAGUCAAUACAAAUAAACGGUUGAGCGCAACAUAAGAAUCUGCUACAUGUGAACAUACCCUAACACUAAGAAUCUAACUCCAGGCAUACGUCUUAAUUCCACCAAGAUUAAUCCUGUAGCUGCAAUGGCUGCCAGACCGCAUCAAAGUCAGGUGGUUCAGUCCCCCGGAGGAAGGCGAAGAAGCUUGAGACGAUCGCUGGGACAUGUACUGAACUAUUACAGAGAAGAC